AUGAGCUCUCUUGUUACUAACGUCACUGAGGCGGUGAAGGAAGUCUGCAGUAGGGAAGUGCUCUUGCCGAGAUGGCUGGAGAUUGCUAAGCAGGAGAAAUUACUCGAUGAGAAAGAGUGCAAAUUAUGGGAGUCUCAGAAGCAGCAGGAGGUGAUGUUGAGUCGCUUGCCAGGGGGAGGCUGGGGAGCAAAAGCAAAGUGCUAUCAGCACGUUGGUGUGGAUCAGCUCAAGAAACCAUUAUUUGAUCUCAAACUUUCCCCUACUACUGUGAAGAAUUUGGCGAGCGCCCGAACGUGUGUGGAAGCCCUCACUGAAUUCGCACCUGAGGGGGUGCUUACGGUUCCGCAUGCACUUAGUUAUAUAUGUCAUGUGAACCUACCUGUUAAUGGUAAAGUACAGUGGCAGACGCAAGUUCGCACUUCGGGAAGUACCUGCAGUCUCGAGAGCCUCAACCCGGUCCCUGCUGGAGAUAGUAAACCUCGAGUUCAAAUAACGCGAGAAGUUUACUCGUCACCAGCAAGGACAAACUUUUUAUUUACUGCUAUGCUGCAGUGCCCAUCUGAGAGCGGGGCUCGUCGAGUUACCAUUCCUUCUGCAAAAGUGACGAAGUUAGAACAUAACAUUCGCUGGUUCUGCGGCUCGGUGCUGGCGCAGUUCCUGGUGGAAGGCCGCUUCCCCCCUGAGGUUACUCCCGAUGGUUUUAUACACGACAUGUGUGAAGCGAAAGAGUAUAGGAACAUGACCAUUGACGAGUUAGCAGGGGAGAAGCGUAGACGGCAAAAAAUGAAGGCAAUUCAGGAGGAGUAUAUGGAGGAGCUGAGGGAGCGGUAUAAGAACGGGUUGUUGUGA
Messenger RNA from Perkinsus marinus ATCC 50983, 849 nucleotides. RefSeq lists its product as hypothetical. Lineage: Eukaryota; Perkinsozoa; Perkinsida; Perkinsidae. The transcript is spliced from 7 exons. The record is from RefSeq and is a predicted model, not a curated record. Bases 1 to 849 code for a protein of 282 amino acids.